CGCAGCAAUUUGUUUUCUCUAUGCCGUUCCCAUGGCUUUAACUUACUGAGUAAAAAGGCUGCCCAGAAUGCGGAGGACCGAAAGGACCAUAGUGGGACGGAACGCCGCUCAUGGACGGUCACACAGGCUAACCUUGGAUUUUGGAAAAGGUUUGGCAAUGCGAUAUCGUGCUUCGGAGGAUUUAAGUUUAAACGCGCGGACUCAGGAUUUAUAAAGAUCACAGUGUGUGGGUGUGUGGGAUUACAAGUCUCAAAGCACCGUUCUGAGGCUCAUUGAAGAUACUUGCUUUGAAGGAAUGCGAAUACAUCACCUUGUACACAAUCCCGCAAGACGCCAGUGCCCUCACAGUCGACAAGCAAUGAUAGAAACCUUCACCCGAAUACUCAGAAUUUCUAUGGUUUUGCUGCUGCUGGGCCCAGAACUGCUGAACUGUCAGUACGGCAAUCAACACAGGAAGGUUCCUCAGAGGAUAGAGGCCCAGCAGGACGCUGAAUUUGGGGAGGCAGCAGAGCCAGGUUCCUGGGGGCCCUGGGGGCCCUGGGGGGGCUGCUCCCGCACUUGUGGGGGAGGGGUGCAGGAACAGACCCGACCCUGCCUGUCAUCUUACCCGUCCCAAACCGCCCACCCCCCUCUGCCGUCCGGGCACGUGGUGUCAGCCCUGCGGCCCUCCGUCCCCCUGCACCGCGACACGGGACAGCCUCUGUACUCCAAUGGGACCGGGACGCACCCCGGGGCCCGCCGGAAGCUGAUCGGCCUGCAGCGAGACCCCCGCUUCGGCCGCAGGAGGGGCAGCGAUGGCAAGCGCAUCACCCCCGGCAGGUACGGCUACGGAAAGAUGCCCUUCGUCAUGCCGCUGCAGACAGACUCCGGGCAGGAGCAGGGUGGCCCUCCAGCCCGGAGACUGCGGCGGGCCCCUGCAUCCGGCCCCCAGUACGGGGGCCACCAGAGCGCCUACAGGCAGCACGGCCCCAACUACGGCUACAGCGGGGCCCAUCACUGGCCCCAGGAGUCCCAGCCAAGGACACACCCAGCCCAGACCUCACUGUACCAACCCGGCCCCGUCCACAACCCACAGCCUGGCCUGCAUCCUGAUGGCCAGACCACGCACGAUGGACCCCACAGUCCCCUGCCUGCCUCCUCCUGCACAGGAUCCCCGAAGCGGCACAAGAUCUGCAACAUCGAUUCUUGUCCCCCCACCAGCCAAAGUGUGAGAGAAACGCAGUGCUCUUCUUACAACAACCACCCCUUCAUGGGUCGCUUGUAUCAGUGGGAGCCUUUUAAUGAAGUCCGGGGGGACCAGCCCUGUGAGCUCAACUGCCGAGCCAUUGGAUUCCGUUUCUACGUGCGACAGGCAGAGAAAGUCAUCGACGGGACGCCAUGCGGAGACAACGAGACCUCUGUUUGUGUGGAGGGGACGUGUCAGCGUAUAGGCUGCGAUGACUACCUGGGCUCCGGUAAUGUGCUGGACAAAUGCGGCGUGUGCGGUGGGGACAACUCCAGCUGCCAGGUGGUCUCCGGGCUCUUCCAGCACGCCCUCACCAAGGUGGGCUAUCACAAGAUCGUGGAGAUCCCAGAGGGAGCCACCAGGAUCAAUGUCACCGAAAUGAUCAAGAGCCGGAACUACCUGGCGCUGCGCAGUCGUUCCGGACGCUCCAUUAUCAACGGAAACUGGGCCAUCGACAGACCGGGGAUGUACGAGGGAGGGGGCACCAUGUUCACAUACCGCCGGCCCAAUGAGAUCAGCAACACGGCCGGGGAGUCCUUCCUGGCUGAAGGGCCGACCAAUGAGAUUCUGGAUGUCUUUAUGAUCUAUCAGCAGCCGAAUCCUGGAGUGCAUUACGAGUACGUUCUUCCUGCGGAGAAUCCAGCCAAUCCGCAGUUUCCUUCCGACACCAGGCCUGGUGGGAACACUGUGAAUGGCCGGGGCGGGUAUAUCCACCCCAGCCACCCCCGACAGAUCCCCGACAACCAGGUGCCAGCACCUCAGCCGCCCAGACGCCAGCGCGAGCACAACUGGAAACUUGUGGGCAUGACGGACUGCAGCUCCACGUGUGGCCGAGGUACCAAGUACACGGUGUUCCGCUGUGUCCACAGGGUGACUCAUGAGGAGGCGACAGAUAGCCUGUGUGACAGUGCCACCCGGCCCAAUCCACAGGAGGAGCCCUGCAACAUGCACCCGUGCCCUGCAUACUGGGACAUUGGCGAAUGGUCAGAGUGCAGUAAGACCUGUGGCCUGGGCAUGCAGCACAGACAGGUUCUGUGCAGACAGGUGUAUGCCAACCGCACCCUGAACGUACAGACCAGUCGCUGCAGGCACCUGGAGCGGCCCGAGACCACCAGCACCUGCCAGCUGAAGAUCUGCAGCGAGUGGCAGAUCCACACUGACUGGACCCCUUGCUCUGUCCCAUGUGGGGUGGGGCAGAAGUCCCGGGAGGUGCGCUGUGUCAGUAACGUGGGAGACGCCGUGUCGGACGAGGAGUGCAACAUGAAGCUGCGCCCAAACGACGUGGAGAACUGCGACAUGGGCCCCUGCGCCAAGAGCUGGUUCUUCACAGAGUGGGGUAACCAGUGCUCAGUGGAGUGUGGUUUGGGAGUGAGAACCCGGAGCGUGCUGUGUCUCAACAAUCACAUCAGCAGCCUGCCUCUGGAGGGCUGUGGGCCGGAGCGCCCCCAGGAGACCCAAGUGUGUAACAGCGGCCCCUGCGACACUCGCAUAGAGUGGUUCACAGGAGAGUGGAGCCAGUGCUCUGCGGAGUGUGGGGCGGGCACUCAGCAGAGGGAGGUGGUGUGCCUGAUGAAGUCGGACGGGGGCUUCUCGGUGCUGCCGCCCUACGAGUGCUCGUCCCUGAACCGCCCGCUGAGCCAGCAGACAUGCCUCCUCAAGCCCUGCGGUGCCAAGUGGUACCACACCGACUGGAGCGCCUGCUCGAAGACGUGCGAGGGAGGGUUCCGGGUUCGGGAGGUGCGCUGUCUCUCAGACGACAGGCUGGCCAGCGAGGCCUGCGAGGCACAGGCUAGGCCAGAAGAGCGGGAGGUCUGCAGCCCAGAGCCCUGCACGCCACAGAUAGAUGAGAACUGUCGAGACAAGUACUUCAACUGCAACGUGGUGGUCCAAGCACGCCUGUGCGUGUACAAUUACUACAAGGCGGCGUGCUGCGCAUCCUGUUCCCGCAUGUCCCAGCGACAGCCAGGACUCCGGGGGGCCAGAUAGCACCAUCUCCUUGGCUUCUCCACCAGUGGGCGCUAACUUGUUUCCAGAGCUGGCCCUGCUGACCCAGGCAGGCAAGCUAUGGCGUGGGGAUAACAUUGACUGUGGAUGGACACUGUGGAUAUUCAACAGAGCACAGACAAAUUUUAAAAGACUAGGACUAGUUUGGAUAUACAUGUGACCUCAUUCUUAUGCUGGAGGCCCCUUGCACAGCAUUCGGUGUGGAUGGCUCUCUCUGAUUGGAUAAGAGGGGCCAACCCAGGAGACUCCUAAACUCAUUUUUGGAUUUUGAUUGGAAAGGUUAGAUUCAUCCACGUUCUCUGUACUGAAGGAAUACCAGGUUGUGCUGUCGCUCUCCUGUUUUCGAAAUCAGCUGUGAAUGGACUCUGAUUCACAAUGGUGCUUCAACAUUCAAAAUUCACUCCUCUGAAAUUCUGGUCAUGGACAAUGUGGAGUAUUUUUCCACAGUUUCACUGGAAAGAUUGUGUAAGGUUCUGUUAUUGGGACUGUAUACUUGUUUUUUUACAUACAUAAUGUACAUAUGAUGUAUACUUCAAAAUACAUGUAUUUAUGAUGAGAUGAUGAACAUUAAAUGGGAUCUACCUUGUUUUACCACUUGUUAAUAAGACUGAAUAGUGUUCCUAACCUAUAACAUGCUCAGAUUUUUGCCAGUAAUUGGUGCUUCUAAAGACACUGCAGAUUACUGUGUUCAUCCUGCCAGCAACCUCAAAAUAAACCUGAAAGUUUAGGAAAUUAUGCUUUAACCACAACCAUUUCAAUUAAGUUCUGGAUUUAUGUAGGCCGCUUGCAGUAAUAUAACUUACUCAAGAGAGAGAUUUGUUGUGUCUCAUAUCUUCAACACUCUGAACCUCAUUUGAGUUUUCCCUGUAUGUACAGUAAGGAUAAUUAUAACUUUUCUUGUAUGUAAGGUAUUAAGGUGUUAAAUUCAGGUCCAGAAAGUAAAAGUCAUCCCCAGUAUGUUCUUCCAAUCACCUUGGUUUGCUAAUUAUCACAAUUAUUCAGCCAGAACCAGAACCAAUUAGUGAAAUCAGUUGGCUGAGAUAGUGGGUGGAAGAAACUUUUGGCAGGACUUUUACUUUCUGAACCCUGGACUUUC
Molecule: messenger RNA, 4325 nt
Organism: Conger conger (European conger)
Lineage: Eukaryota; Metazoa; Chordata; Actinopteri; Anguilliformes; Congridae
Product: thrombospondin type-1 domain-containing protein 4-like
Exons: 18
Coding region: 296-3211 (971 amino acids)
Biological process (GO): extracellular matrix organization
Cellular component (GO): extracellular matrix
Molecular function (GO): metalloendopeptidase activity
Source: RefSeq, a predicted model, not a curated record